Messenger RNA from Caenorhabditis bovis, 645 nucleotides. The record is from the annotation of a GenBank genome assembly. NCBI's taxonomy places the organism in Eukaryota, Metazoa, Nematoda, Chromadorea, Rhabditida, Rhabditidae.
AUGGCCUCGUGGACGCCGCUUGAAUCGGAUCCGUUGGUUUUCAACGAUAUGAUGGCGAAAAUUGGUGUCACUGGCGCCAAAUGUGUCGAUGUGUUGUAUUUCGACGAUGAGAGCAUUGAGAAGCCGCAACUCGCCGUCGUCCUCUGUUUUCCGCAAUAUGAGAAAGUUUGGGAAAUCACGAAGCCGAAUUACGAGGCCGCCGCGCCGGCUGAUUCGGUUUUCUUCAUGCGUCAGAAUAUUCGCAACGCGUGCGGCACUUUCGCGUUGUUCCAUUCGCUGGCGAACUUGGAAGAUCGAAUCAAUAUCGGAAACGGUCCGUUUGCUCAAUGGCUCAGCAAGGCGAAAGCGGUUGGAUCCGCUGAGCGUUCCGAUAUUCUCGAGAAAGACGCGGAAUUGGCAAAAAUUCAUGAGCAAGUCGCUGCUCGCGGAGCAACGGCUGCGCCGGCGACCGUCAAACAUCACUUCAUCGCAUUUGUGAACAAAAAUGGGAAGCUUCUCGAGAUUGAUUCCCGCUUUGAUUUCGCCCGCGAAAUCGGACCAACUUCUGACGAGACUCUGGUGAAAGACGUCGGCGCCGCUGUGAAGCAUCUUUUCGACAAAUUGAACGACAUUCAAUUCUCGGCGUUGGCGCUCGUCAAAAAUUAA